UGCAGAGACUGUACUCUUCCAGCAGGGGGCGCGCUGGGCCUUGACACUGUCCCUGGGUGUUUUGAGGUUAAAUAGCCGCGUGCUCAAUUACCACUGCUGCUGCUAUUCCCGCCUCUCUGCCGUGACACGCCCCGGGCUCGUACCUUUGUAAAAUCAGUUAUUUUGGUCUGUGCACAUGGCAUGUUGAGCUCAUCUGAGAAGCGCAGCAGAGGAGCCACAAGUGGUGAACCAUAUUCUGCCAGAUCAGGGACUACAGCCCCUCAUCACGCCCACUACAACGCUGACAGAGCUGCUGGAGCGAGCUAGUGCAUAUAUAACAGCGCUGUUUUCUUCUGGUUGUUGUUUUUGGUGUUUGUCUUUGGGUUGAGCUGCUGCUGGGACCUGCUGCUGCUUCUGUGGGACCUGCUGCUGGGACCUGCUCCUGUCUGGGACCUGCUGCUGUCUGGUUGGCGUGUGAAGAAGUUUGGUGAAGUCCUGACGUUCAGCAGGUGGAGAGGGCGACGCACGCAAUUGCAUCUAUCAAGACUGUUUCUGACUUUGGUGAACUUGUGUCUCAAUGGCGCUGAAUGUGAACUUGGCUGGCCCUUCUCCAUGGGGUUUCCGUAUAUAUGGAGGCAGAGACUUCAAGAAGGCCAUAACUGUAUCAAAGGUCAAUGAGGGCAGUAAAGCUGAGAGGGCCAACCUGCAACCUGGUGACAUUAUAUUAGAGAUAAACGGUGAAAACACCACAGACAUGUUGAAUGUUGAGGCCCAGAACAAGAUCAGGAGCGCAAAGACAGAACUGCAGCUGCUGGUCAAGAGGCCUGAUGUUCCUGCUCUCACCCAAACCAAUGGUAUCAAGUCUCCUGACCAGCUCACCGGCCGCUUUCAGGAGUCUUUAAUUGUGAGUCGAGACGAGAACCAGAACUACAGAGAGUACUCCUUCUCCACUCCUGCUUCGCUGUCACCAAGACCCUACUCGCCAGACCUUCAUGCAAGUCCCAACGGCAAAAUACUCAGUCCUAACAACAACAAGGGAGUCGAGAGGCGCUCAUGGUCUCCUGAGGAGAGAGGCCUCAGAUCGUCCAGACCACUGUCACAGGAGCUCUCUCCAGACUAUAGAAGCCAAUCUCUAGACUACAGAAGCCACUCGCUGUCCAGUCGAACUCCGACUCCUCCAGGACGCUACUCCCCUAACAGCCCCACUGACCGAGAUGUGCCCAUGUCUCCACGGCGCAGUAGUUCCGGCCCUGACUUUGCCAUGCAGAAAUUUGACAAAGACUCAGAGGUGUACAAAAUGAUCCAGGAGAACAGAGAGUCUCGCACUGCGCCUCGACAAUCCAACACCUUCAAAAUGCUGCAAGAGGUUCUUGAAGCUGAUGAGAAAGAGGCAGCGCUGAUGUUUCCAGGAAAUCUCUCUCCCAACCCACCGAAAACCAGCUCUGUAGCAGGAGUCAAUAAACACCACACUUGUGAGAAGUGUGGCACUAGCAUUAUGUCACAGGCUGUGCGCAUCACGGAUGAUCGUUUUCGCCACCCCGAGUGCUACACCUGCUCAGACUGCGGGUUGAACCUGCGGAUGAGAGGGCACUUCUGGGUCGAUGAUGUGAUGUACUGUGAGAAGCACGCCAACGAGCGGUACCAUGGGCCCGGCCGAUCUCCUCAUUAUUGAGAUAUUUUACCUGGCCCAAAGGACACAACAGGGUUCAGCCCUAACUGAACUAAGGACCUAUGGACACACAUAAGGGUGGACUGUCAAUAACAUGCCAGUGGAGUUUCUUUAUUGAUCACUUUUUUGCUGUAUUGUAUUAUGAUUACUUUUCUUGCAAACUAUUAAUUGUAUAUGACCCAGUCUAUACAGUUUAUAAAACUCUCUGUAGAUGCAAAAUCGCCUUUUAAAUUGCAGAACUUUGAACUGCAAGAUGCCAAAACAUUGAAAAACUUGUCCGGACUGGUCCCAACAGUUUGAGGCGCUGAUUAAUUAGAUGGAAUUCUGUGUUAAUUAAAUGGGACCAAACCUUAUCUAUUGCAUGCCAUCAGAGCAGUGCUGUGUGGGGUGGUGGCUGUGUGGAGUACAUGCUUUUACAUGCAGAGGUGUCAGAGCCUCUGCAUGCCUUCUUAACAGCUGCAUGACGCGUGAGUGAUCUGGGUCCAAGUGAGCAAAUGGUUGGUUCAUUCUGUGCCCAAAAAGGCAAAAAAUAAAAAAAAAAUAAAUAAAAUAAAACUUAGACUUCACAUAAGCAAUACAUGUUGUUAGAAAUAUAAAUGAAAUACAAAUGUGUGUUUAUGAGGGACUGAUGUUCAUUUUGACAAAUAAUUUGUUUUGUUUUGAAAAUGUUAUUUUGUAUAGACCGUGCAGAACAGAUGCACAGGACAUUUAGUGUAAAGUUGUGAAGCUACAAUACACUUGUCCAGUUUGCAGCAGUACCCUGAGAUUACCUUGUUCACAUUUAAUGUGGCACCUAAUAAAUUAUAUACAAUUCUU
This is a messenger RNA of Periophthalmus magnuspinnatus, 2464 nucleotides long. RefSeq names its product PDZ and LIM domain 2 (mystique) (gene pdlim2). Gene Ontology annotation, biological process: heart development; muscle structure development; actin cytoskeleton organization. Gene Ontology annotation, cellular component: Z disc; stress fiber; filamentous actin. The record is from RefSeq and is a predicted model, not a curated record. Gene Ontology annotation, molecular function: muscle alpha-actinin binding; actin binding. NCBI's taxonomy places the organism in Eukaryota, Metazoa, Chordata, Actinopteri, Gobiiformes, Gobiidae. Bases 557 to 1651 code for a protein of 364 amino acids. The transcript has 10 exons.